Molecule: messenger RNA, 1791 nt
Organism: Manihot esculenta (cassava)
Lineage: Eukaryota; Viridiplantae; Streptophyta; Magnoliopsida; Malpighiales; Euphorbiaceae
Product: F-box protein At3g12350
Exons: 2
Coding region: 331-1671 (446 amino acids)
Biological process (GO): SCF-dependent proteasomal ubiquitin-dependent protein catabolic process; gibberellic acid mediated signaling pathway
Cellular component (GO): SCF ubiquitin ligase complex
Molecular function (GO): protein binding
Source: RefSeq, a predicted model, not a curated record
AAGGUUGGGGCCUAUGGAUAACGCAUUUCGGCUUUGGUUCUCCGUCAAUUCUUUGUCACCAACACGGCAACACCUGAACUCAACAACGGCGGAACCCAGGUCUGACUUCUGACUUCGAAGCUUGUACCGCACGGCUUGAUCCAUCCCUCGCCAUUUCCUCCUACUCCAUACAUUCAUUAGCUCAACAGGAAUAUUCCCUAUCCCUACUCUCCAAGAAUUCCCAUUUUCCUGUACUUCUCUCUUUGUCUUACCGGACUUUCACAAGGCUUCAAGCUCUCUCUUUUGUUAAACAAACAGCAUCCACCCAGAAAUUCUGUCAACUUUUUUCAGAUGGCGGAAAUGAAUUCAUAUUCCUUUGCUGAUUUCCCUGAGGACGUUCAGCUCUGUAUCCUCUCUUUCCUAACGCCUACCGAGAUUGCCAAUUUUGCUUGCACAUCGAGGCGGUUCUCCCCACUUUGCCAAAACGACAGCAAGCUCUGGUACGCGAUCUGCGAUCGGCGGUGGGGGUCUAAGACCCAAAUCAAUAAAUGGGGUAAUGGUAAAAUCUCCUACAAGCUCCUCUAUAAAACUCUCUACAAAUGGGAGAAUCUGACCGGAUUCUGGCGCCUGUGCGGCCAAAGUAAACAGAGGCAAUCCGCAGGAGUGAAACCUCCUGCGCUAGUUUUCUUCGAGUGGGGUCCUUGGUUUCUUUCUGGUUCUAGAGUCUCUCCAUCUCAAAAUGGUACAUAUGAUGUAACCAAGACGCCGUUCCUGUGGAUGGGCAUAUCAGCGGAGGGUCAACUUUUAAAUUACCUUGAUCCCGAUGGCAAUAAUGAUGGGCUAUCUGGUGAUUUAGGAUUCUUUGAGAUGGAUCUGAUUAAGGUUAGCGUUAAUUUUAUCGGGGAUAUACAUUUUAGCAUAGAAGAGAAUGUGGGUUUCGCUUAUUCAAGGAGUUCAGGUGCGGCGAAUUUGAAAGGAGAAUAUGGUGAGGAUGUCAGUAAUGAGCUAGAAAGCGGGUCUCCGGGGAGCUUAGAGGAAACAUCGGAGUUGUAUCAAUACUAUGCGAAUAGAACAAGUCCUGGAGCAGAUAGGUCCUGCAGGAGGCAGCGGAGGAGAGAGAAGGAGAAGCAGGGGAGGAAGAAAUGGGAGACAGAGCACUUCUUGAAGAUUGUUGAUUCCUCGUCUACACCAGAUCGACCAUUGCAGGGAUUAUGGAAGGGACUUUGUGACGACAUGAAGUUGGAAUUUUAUCUUGUAGCAUAUGAUGGAGUUGGCAUCUCUUGCCGAAGGGUUGGUGACUUGUCUGAUCCGCUUUCUAGCUCUACACCAGUGUUCUGGACAUCAACUCCUGCAUUUAUUGUGUCUCCAUUCUCACCUGAAGAAGAAUAUCUGUACAGUAGUCGCAUACAUCUUCGUCCACCCAUGAAAUCUGGGGACGUACGUUGGCAAUGCCCUCUGAUUGAUCACGAGGUGGUCUCUCGCCUUAUGCACAUCAACUCAAGUUAUGAUUUAGUUAUCCCAGGCUUGGCGGGAGCUUCUGCAAAUCCAUGGCACGUUGAGGGAAGGAUUUGGCAAUAUAAGAAUGGGACAUUUGGUUUUGGGUUUCUUCGGGACAAUUACAUUGUUGACCUAAAGCAUAUUGCCCAGGAUGGUCGUCUCCUGGAUGUAAUGGAGCAUUAUUGUGAUAGAUAGUUGAUUGAUAUCCUUGCUCAGGAUCUUCUGUGUACAAAUAGAUUGUAGCUCAAUGCCAUAAUUUUCCAUGGCUCUGUGUACUACAUUUGUUAUAGAAAUAAUCAUGUUAAACAUUCUCUA